Strongylus vulgaris is the source of this 213-nucleotide messenger RNA. NCBI's taxonomy places the organism in Eukaryota, Metazoa, Nematoda, Chromadorea, Rhabditida, Strongylidae. The record is from the annotation of a GenBank genome assembly.
AUGGAUUCCAGAGAUCCCAUACUCAGAAAAAGUGCAAAAUCCCUCAUAUUUCGCAAACAUGGCAAAUUCCAGGCCGCGAAUCCAGCAAACACGUUGGAUGGUCUCGUGGCUCGUCGUGCCGACGACACCCAUGAACCAUUCCAGAAACGUUAUCUCAGUGAACAAGAGGCUAUUGAAGGUCCAGAUGACGAGGCUGAAGCUAAGAAUACAUAA